GGUAGAUGAGGUCAACUUUUCCCUAGAUCCGCCAUUUCAGCCCUGGAGUUUCUUGUUGCACGUUAGUUAUGAUUUUUUUAGUUAUUUUAAAUAUCAAGAAGUAGAUCAUUUGGAUUUGUGGUGCAGGAUUCGUUCCGCCGAGAUAAACCCUUUGACGUUACGGUUAGACGUUACUAAAAUCGUCCCGUUGUAACGUUUUUCCAGCGGGAGUGUUAGUCAACCAAAGUUUUGUAUGAGUUGCGGAUAGGGAGAGGCGAAGGGGAAAAGGCCUCAAGCCUUGGACGGAUUUCACAGCCAUGGCCGGUAAUUUUGAUGCCGAAGACCGUGCUAGCUGGUACUGGGGGAGACUGAGCCGCCAGGAGGCGGUUUCCCUUUUACAGGGACAGAGACAUGGUGUUUUCCUCGUGAGGGACUCGAUAACCAGCCCUGGAGACUACGUGCUGUCCGUGUCGGAGAACUCCAGGGUGUCCCAUUAUAUCAUCAGCAGCAUCAGUAACAGUCUGCCGUCUGGCUCAGGGUUGGCACCUUGUCGGUUUCGGAUUGGGGAUCAGGAGUUUGAUGGGCUGCCAGGUCUGCUGGAAUUCUACAAGAUCCACUACCUGGACACCACAACACUCAUAGAGCCUGUAAACAGAGCCAGGCACUCGGGCAUCAUCAGCUCCCCCACUGGCGUGGUCCCCCAACAGACCGAAGAAGGCGAGUAUGUCCGGGCGCUUUUUGACUUCCCUGGGAACGACUAUGAGGAUCUCCCCUUCCGCAGGGGGGACAUCUUGCGUGUGCUGGAGAAGCCAGAGGAGCAGUGGUGGAACGCUACUAACCAGGAGGGCCGAGUCGGGAUGAUCCCCGUACCCUAUGUGGAAAGGUACCGGCCCGCCUCACCCACGGCUGCUGGUCUGGGUCCCGCGGUUGUGGGGACUGGACAGGGAGGGCUUGUUGGAGGGGUAGCAGGCAGCACAGAUGGAACAGGUUCCCCUCAGGCCACUGCUCUGGGAGAACCGGGCCAGUACGCUCAGCCCGUGGUCAACACUCAGCUCCCCAACCUACAGAACGGGCCGGUCUAUGCCCGAGCGAUUCAGAAGAGGGUGCCCAACGCCUACGACAAGACGGCGCUGGCUCUGGAGGUGGGGGACACGGUAAAAGUGACCAAGAUCAACGUGAACGGCCAGUGGGAGGGUGAAUGCAAAGGCAAACGAGGCCACUUUCCUUUCACCCACGUUCGAUUGUUGGAACAGCACAAUCCAGAUGACGAGAGCUGAGAACCGCAGGCACUCCCGGCACCUCCAGCACACCCCGUCUCUUUCAGCUUCGCCAUGCUGGGAUAGAAGAAGAUUUCUGCAAGCACAGAGUGUAUGAAACUCUGCGCUGAAGUGGUCAGUGUUUCUUGCCCACGCUGACAUGUUGGGUGUGACUGUUGGGUGAUCUCGCCUAAUGUCUUUUUGAUGAACUUAAGUCAUGCUAAGAGUUUACACUAUGGUUGGACUGAUAUCGGUUUGCCUCCGUUGUCAAAAAUCACUGCUGGCUUCCACUUUAUCGGUUUAUUCCAGAAAGACACUGGAAGAUCGGUUAAUCGUUUCACAAGAAAGGGGUGUAUUUAACCUUUGUUAGGCAACCAUGAAACGAGCAAGUCAAUAAUUUAUUCCAAUUAAUGAGUUAUUUAACUUACUUUUUGUAUGAUGAUAGUUGAACAGAUGUAAGACAUUGUUUUAGGGUGCUAAAUCUUUCACUCUGGUUGGUGUUUACCCCAUACUACAGUCUUACUCUGGUGCAGGUUGUUUUCCAGUUUAAAAUAACUGAUAUUUAAUUUGAACACAAAUCCAAAAGCUGAACAACUGUUAAAUACAUGUGAUCACAAUGAACUCUCGCAGUCAUCUCCCAAUCAGUCUGUGUGUCUGAUCUGUAGAAUUAUGGAAGAAUAAGAGUGUGAGUGACAUCUGAGGGUUAUUGUGCUGAUUCAACAGUUUUUUUUUUCUUAAAAGGCACAGUUCAUAUAAUAUCAGAUCCAGUCAAUAACAAUAUUAGUAAUGCUCAUUAUUAGCUUAGCUAAUGCUAAAGGCUAACAGUUACUAAAGCUGUGAUCUGCAAGUCCGUAUCUUUUUACUACAUAGAGCCCAAAAGUCCAGCAGUGUGAAAUUUAUUAAGUUGUUUGCUUGACAUUAAAACAUGCCCGUACAUGGUAGCAUCACUUCUCUUCACCUCGCACAAGAUUAAAAGCGGCUCGCACGAGUUACAAACACGUUUUCACAAAUUGAAAGUUGUUCACACAAGAUUCUGACUUUUCGUACAAGGUUCAAACUUGUCCAGCAAAAAACUGUUUCACUCUGCUGGACUGUUGGAGCUCUGUACUUUUCCUCGUAGUACAUCUGCACAAAUGGUAUAAACCAGAUUAUGGAAAAGCGAAAAUUGGACCAAAAAGAACCCGAUUGCAGGUGCGAAAGCCACCCUCAGCUCAGCGGGGCAUUGAAGCUACGUGGAUGUAUUGAUUCUGAGCAUGUUGAUAGAAACUGCCGAACCUGAACAAUUUUAGAGAUUCUGAGGCAAUAAAUAGAAAAUGUGUGAAAAUGGUUUAAAUUAACAUUAACAAAAUGUAAUUUCAGACAGUUUGAGGGCAUAAUAAGCACCGGUGACCGAUAUCAGUCAAACUCUAGUUUACAUACUUCCAGCCCAGUAUUGAGCUCUGCACCAUACACAGCAGGCACCCUCCUCUUCCUCUUCCUUCCUGUUGUAUCUGUGCAUCCCCGCCCACUACCUUUCACUGACACCUGCAGGAGGGAAACGAUCGAUUGCACACGGGAGAUAAAACUCUGCUUCUCUCACAGAUUCAUGUAUCUGUGAGUCUUUCUGGGGUUUGUCCUAGACUAUGAACCUAGGAGUGAAACACUUUCCCUGAUGACUGUCUUAUGGAGAAGGACAUACUUCAUAUAAAGACAACUUUACCACCUUACUACACCCCACACUACAAACCCACUCUCUUUUUUUGUUGUACA
Messenger RNA from Archocentrus centrarchus (flier cichlid), 2984 nucleotides. RefSeq names its product adapter molecule crk-like. The transcript has 3 exons. Gene Ontology annotation, cellular component: cytoplasm. The coding region runs from base 297 to 1256 and encodes 319 amino acids. Gene Ontology annotation, biological process: enzyme-linked receptor protein signaling pathway; cell migration. NCBI's taxonomy places the organism in Eukaryota, Metazoa, Chordata, Actinopteri, Cichliformes, Cichlidae. Gene Ontology annotation, molecular function: receptor tyrosine kinase binding; signaling adaptor activity. The record is from RefSeq and is a predicted model, not a curated record.